Molecule: messenger RNA, 501 nt
Organism: Trichomycterus rosablanca
Lineage: Eukaryota; Metazoa; Chordata; Actinopteri; Siluriformes; Trichomycteridae
Product: cytochrome c oxidase subunit 6C-1
Exons: 4
Coding region: 112-342 (76 amino acids)
Source: RefSeq, a predicted model, not a curated record
UGUGUUACGCCUUUUUACCCUUGUGGCUUGCCGUAGUAUUUAGGCCUGUACUAUCGCGUUGCUCUUCAGUCUCGGACGUUUCCUGUGAAGGUCGUGAGUUAUCUUUUCAGAAUGGCCCUCGCAAAGCCUAAUAUGAGAGGUCUUCUCGCAAAGAGGUUGAGGUUUCACCUGCCUGUCGCGUUCGGACUGUCUUUGUUGGCAGCAGUUUUUUUCAAGUACACAGUCAGUGAGCCCAGGAAAAGGGCUUAUGCUGAUUUCUACAAGCAGUAUGAUGCCAUAAAGGAGUUCAAUGCCAUGAAGGAAGCUGGAGUUUUUGAAAGUGCGAGACCCUCUGGUGAAUAAACUGAUGGUAUUUCCAUCUCUGCAUUCCUAGUGUGAUCCUACACCUUUACUGCUGAUUGCAAACACUGCUUUCUAAUGUGCUCCCAAAAUACAAAUAAACUAUUGGUAUAACUACAGCAAUGUAAUUUUUUGUGUCCAAUAAAAUGUAUUUAUACCAUA